This is a messenger RNA of Pangasianodon hypophthalmus (striped catfish), 6697 nucleotides long. RefSeq names its product xin actin-binding repeat-containing protein 1. The transcript is spliced from 8 exons. Gene Ontology annotation, molecular function: actin filament binding. Gene Ontology annotation, biological process: actin cytoskeleton organization; actin filament organization. The record is from RefSeq and is a predicted model, not a curated record. Lineage: Eukaryota; Metazoa; Chordata; Actinopteri; Siluriformes; Pangasiidae. The coding region runs from base 819 to 5807 and encodes 1662 amino acids. Gene Ontology annotation, cellular component: focal adhesion; stress fiber.
UUUUCAGUAAAACGUGUCCGUCAGUUCACUUUGCAUCUGUUCAGUGUUCCUGUUCCUAUAAAUAACACACAGCUGAGACACAACAACAUGCCUCAGAGUCCUUUGGGAGGCUACACGUCAUGUGCAGAUCUUGAGAUCUCUGGCUUUGGGCCCCAACUGACCGUACUCGGGCCACUGUGUUUCACCCUGCACCCUAAUGGGGAAUUGAGGAACUUGACCCUAAGAAGACAGAUCAGCUGAAACAGGAGCAACCGGAUCUGCACUAUGCCCUCUUCCAAAACCCUCGUUUGUACUAAUGAAGCAUGUCACUCUUUCCAAGACACAUUACUAGCACAAAGUGAAGUGUUAAAAUGAUUAACUCAGAAGUGGAAAAGUGAGAUUGAUUCAAAAUUUUUUUUUUUAAAAAUUAUAGUUUCUGAAACAAAUGACCAAAUUACAUGAAAAGUGUUAUGGUAAAGUGUUGAGCUGUACAUAAGCAGAUAAUUAGCCUUGGUUGACAUUUAAAAGACUACAGACCAUAGAAGAACUGCAGCAGAAUAAUGAAUGCAGACACAUUAUAUGACAUAACUGGUUUAUUAUGUGCUUUAUUGGUAUUUAACAGCAGGGACUCAGAGAAUAAAAACUUUUUUGCAGCAACUUUCCAGUGUCAGUGGUAAUAAACGAGCAGGACUUUGUUCACUAGUUUUUGCAUGGUGUGUGCACCUCGUGAUGCACCACAAAUCUCUGCUGUGCAUCGCUCUGAAUGGACCUAACAACUCAUCCUUAACAAAGGUGUAGUGGUGUGUGUGUGUGUGUGUGUGUGUGUGUGUGUGUGUGAGAUGGGGACUAACCUGCGGAAGACCCAGUCUCUGAGGUGUGUUGCCACUGAGCACGCUCUGUCCUGGACGGAGGCGGGACUAAAAGACAGGAAGAAGUCCGUCUCAGAGCUUGUGGCACAAUAUCAGAAUGCGGUUACUGGAAAAGCAACAGCAGCGGAUUCAGUGGAAAACAAGCAAAAGCAGACCCUCCAGUUUGCUGCAAUCCCCAUAACAGAGGCUGAGACUAAACUGGAGACUCUGAUCCAGAGAAGCACUAAAGAAAGACCAAAUGCUUGGGCUGAUCGUAGCACCAACACUCAUUUCACACGCAGUAAGUCGAUGGAGUUUCUUCCUCCCCAAAGAACCAUAAGCACAAGCGCUCUCAGGGAACUCUUUGAGCCAAAGGUUGCCAUGCAGCCCAAGAGUGUCCACAAACCAAAGAAUACUGACAAGCCACAAAGCACCCCAGUCAUGGAGAAUGCUGGGAUCAAUCAUAAAAGCACUGAGGAUCUGCUGGUGUUUAUAGAAGAACACACCAUUAACAACCACGAGAAAUCAGUUGAACCACCAAAAGAGAAAGAGGAGAAUGUGACCCCAAAGGUGGUGAGAGCUCCCUUGGCGGAAAGAAGAAAAACCACUACAGGAGUUUAUACUGAAAGAAACAUUCCUCAAACAGACGAUAAACGGAAAUCAAUUGCAGACUUCAGAGACAACUCCACUCUGUAUGGACGGGAGAAGUUCCCUAUUUCUGUCAAAGCCAUCUCCGCACUAUAUCUGUCUAAAGUGGCAGCUGCAGACCCAACAGGGAACCUUUUAAAACCAAAACAAGAUUGUACUUCUCCAACCGGACCAAAAGUUUGCAAGAUGGCUGAUGUGGCACCAAAAGACUUUGAGCAAGCCCCAUACUCAGAAGAUGAUUCAGCACAGCCAGAUCUAACCUUUCCCAUCCUGCAACCCGAUUCCAGGGCUGACAGCCAGUCACCCAUUCCAACACCUCCUUCAAAAGAGGUUAUCUCUACACUGUAUGAACAACGACAGAAAUGUGAGUUGAGGCGACUCCUGAAACACACCUGCCCUGAGCUGAAGGGCCUGGGAAACAUGAUGGACGAGGAGUUUGCUGACAUAUUAAACUCUGGCAUUGCCACAGAUAUCGCAUACCAGGGCGAGGUCCAGUCAAGACGUUGGAUAUUUGAGAAUGGUACUGUCAACACCGGAGAGUCCCACAAGCAAACACAUUUGAUGGAGAAGAGCAUUCAAGGAGAACACACAUUUGAACAGCUCUUGAAUUGCUUUAAGGAAGAAGGGUCCAUACAUGGCACCAAACAGCCAACCAGUCACCCAGAGACUGAUGAGACCCCACAAAAAGUUGGUGAAGCAUUUACCCAAGAGGAGAACUUCAGGGUGAAUGUUAAGGCCAAACGGAAAAUGUUCGAAGGUCAGUUAAUUGAAACUUCAAGAGAGGACCUAGAUGAUGUCUUUCCAGGGAGGAUUGUUAUCUCAGAAGAUGAAAAGGGAGCAGUACAAAAGCAAAAGAGAGACUUUGAAACUUACCAAACUGGCACCACCAAAAGAAACAGUGACCUUAGCAUUAUAGAUAUUACAGACAUAGAUCAAGAUUGUGGUGAAGUGUAUCUAGGUAUAUCUAGAGCCAAAGAGGUUUUUGAAAAGGGGUUUGACAAUGAGAACAGCUCACCACCAAAUGAGAACAUAAGCACAGAGGAUGAAACUCUAAAGACAAAUGUAAAGAACAGAACCAAUAUGUUUGAAUCAACACCUCUGGACAGAAUCAAUUGGCAAAAUGAUGCAGAAUCAGAUACCAUGGAUGAGAACAUGAACAAAUCCUUAAUUUCUCUUCAUGGCUUCAGUGUCAUUCAUUCUCAUGGUGCCCUUCUUGAAGCCAGUGAGGCUGGGCAUGUGAGAAAGGCAAACUAUUGCUUUAUCCAGGAAAAAGGUCCAGAAAUUCAACAUGAGGAAGUGGUUAUGGGAAGUAUGAAGAGUAUUCUGCUUCAGCUUUUGGCAAGAGUAAAUCUUAACCCAGUUAUAGUCUUCUUAAAAGAGGAUGAUCAAGGAAAUGUGGAAAUCAAGAACAUAGACAUACCAACUCACCAACUACCAUUCACAGUUAACCAAGACAAAGAAUACAGAACCACAAACAUGGUUCAGGUCAUCGAAGACCUACUUGGUCAAGAAACAUGUCUCGGAAAAGGAGUUUUAAUACAAGAACAAGCAACGGGAUCUGUGGAGACAUUAGUUUAUGUUCUUUUUAGACAUGACAGCCAUGAUGGAACUGUGAUGGUUCGAAAUUAUGAAAAUAUGUUUGAGCCAAGAGAAAUGAAUCUUCUGAUAAGUCGAAACUGUGAUGUUCCCCCCAAAAUGUGCAGCCCACCACCCUUCACUCAGGGUGAUGCCUCAAUUUCAAUCAGACAUGAUGAAAACAGGAUAAGCAAUGUGAAAUUGUUCCAGAACUGUAUUGAGAAUGGAGAUCUGGGUUACUUAAAAGGUCUGCAGAAAAGUCCAACAGAUGAAGACGUAAGUGUCAAGUUUAGGCAAGAGGAGCAAAAUGUCGUGAUUGCACCAGGUAAUCAUAAGAUGAUCAAAGCAAUGUUUGUUACAAAUCCAGAGCAUGAUGGGUCAUCUUUGCAGUCUGAGAAACAUGCCCAAAAUGAAUUAAAAAACAAUAUGGAAAUGACGGCAAAUGGAGGAUAUAGUCUAUCAACUGAUGGAGAGUUUGAAAAAUGUAGCGUUGAAAAUGUAGAUGAACCUGGCAGAAUGUUCAGUCAAGAUAGAAAAGAGAUGUGCAGUGAAAAAACAGAUGAAAAUAUUGUAACUCUGCCAGAGGUAAUUGACAUGGUGGAAAAUGAAGCGUUGUCAAAUCUUCAAGCAGCUAUCAUGAGUCUCCAACAGGCCACAUUGGAGGCAAAAGCUAUUCAACAAAGUGUUUAUGAGAAACAACACGAUACCUGUCCAACAUCAUCAGAAAACCAAUACCUCAUAGGAGCCAUGAAUGAAGAGAACAAAGAGUUCUCACAGAAUUUUGAAGCUGAACAGCAACAAGAAGGAAGAGAACAGACCCUGAAAGGCAGUGUCCAAGCAGCUCUGGAUUCUCUGAAAAAAUCUAGCUUUAAUGUCACCAAAGGGGAUUUUAAAGCUGCAAUGAUUUACAGGAACUCAGGAAAAACUCAUGCUGGGCAAAAAGCUGAUAUAAUUGUCCCCUCAGAAGGGAUCAAAGCAUGCCCACCCUCCCGUCUGCCUGGACAGGUGACUGUCGAGACACAGCAUGAGGGUGCUGAAACUAGCCCAUUUCAAGGCCAGCUCACAAAUAAACCGUCAGCAUGCUCCCCACUGACAAACCAAACACACGAACAGGCUUCUCUUCAGAGAAGUAAAAAGGCUCCUGGACUUAAGCCUGCCAUUCCCCCCAAACCAGAUCAUUUAAAGACAACCCCUAGCUCCACCACAAUGGCCAAUAAGUCUGCAACCAAUGCAGGACAUCUAAAUAAUACCAAAGCUGAAUCAAACUCUGCAGAACAACAAAGUGCAGAACUCACAAAUCUGAAACCAACACAAGAUGACUUCUUGAAAGUGCCACAGAAUAAUGGAGAUACUGAAAUACCUUGUGGUUUGACAGUCACCGAUAUCCAGUCGAGCCAGGAUUGUAUAACCAUGAGCAGUCCUGAGGGAAAUGCAGCCACAGAGGAGAAGAGGGACCUGAUGCUUGAAGUAAGUGGGGGCAGUUCAGGGUUUCAGGCUUCCCUGCAGAACUUUGGGAUAAAAACAGGCCAAGCAAUGCCACCUGUGAAGCCCAAAAGAAUCAAAAUGACCACAGAUAGGACUGUUGUAAAUCCUGCUCUUUUGGGACCUAACUGCAAACCAAGCAAUGGUGAACAUAAGGAACAACCAGAGAGCAAUGUGACAAUGAGGGAAAAGAAAGGUAGAAGAGAGAGUGAAGCAGAACGAAGACAGAGGCUAUCAGUGCACAUGGAUGAAAUCAUGAAGGGAAAUGCAAAUGCAGCCAUGGAAAUCUUCGACAGGCUGAGAGAGCAAGAAGAGCUGAAAACUAUCCUCUAUAAAGUUGAGGAAAUUGAAGGAGAGGCCAGUCAGGAUGAUGGUGACCUCAGAAAGAUUUUUGAAAGUGUACCAGAUUGGGUUGUGCCACAAAAGCAUGUAAAUCCCAAAAAUGGGGUGAUGGAAAAGGAAGUAGGGAAAUCUGAAACAGUCUGUGAAUCUGAAAUGUUAUCCUCCAUGCAGGUAGCAUUUGGAGACCUUGAAAAAGCAAGUGCUGCAAUAAUUACUUUAAAAGAACAAACAUUGUCAAGACUCAUGGAAAUAGAGGAAACCAUUAAGAAAGCGCUUUACUCCGUCUCUACGCUGAAAUCUGACUCAGACAUUGUAGGGCUGUCUGGUCUCUUCAAGGAGUCCAUGAUGGCUGGGCAAUAUUUGCCCAUUUCAGGUAACAUACGUAAAAUUAGCAUUGGGUCAAGCAAAUCUCCAAAUCCUCAGAGUCCGAAUAAUGUAGGAGUCUCUCAGAAGAGUGCUACAGAAGAACCAGGAAUGCGGAAAGUAGAGAACUCGAAGUCAGAGCUCAGUCCUCCAGAAACUAAGCCAAGAGCAGGAUCUCCUUCCUCACCUUCUUUUAUUUCUAUCCAAUCCACUGCCAGAAGGAAUACAGAAACACCAGCAUCUCCAAAAUCUCAAUCCUCUAUAACAGCUCUGACUUGCUACAACAUUCCUGCUGAAAAGGAAAAACGACAGGUCAGUACACUGGAAGUGCAAACAGGCCCCAAGGCUGAGACGGUCAUUGGCACCAAGACCAUCAGAGAAAAGUAUGAAGAAACAGACUGUUUUGGCAACAAGUUCUACUCUUCCACAACCUCUACUGUCAUGACUACUCAGCCUGAUAACAAAGCAUGCUUCAGGAGACAGGUUACAACCAAUCCAACCACCACUGAAGUUGUUGCAUAUCCAAGAAUCAACACUCCCUCUAUUAAAGGGGGCCAAGCACCUUCAUGAGGAAGCUAUGAGGAUGGGGUUAGAUAAUUUGAUAUUUAUUAUUCUUAUAAAUGGUUUUCAACUUUAGUGGUUCUGUUUGGUUUUAAAAUUAGGUUUACACUCUUAUAAAAAGUGCUCCUUAAAGGUUUCCUCAAGGGCUCUCUGGAUGGAUUAAUGUUCUAGUGACGUGAAGAGGUUACACUUGAAACCUUGAGAAAACUAUGUGGACGGGGUUAAAUGAUUUUAUAUUUAAUAUGGUUAUUCAUGGAUUUCAAUGUUAGUUAAGCAGUUUGGUUUCAUAAUUAGUUCCUCAAAGGGUUCCUAAAGGGUUCCUGAAGGUGUCUCUGGAUGGUUUAACAUUCUAGCAUCCUUUAUUGGUUGUACUUGAGACCUUUACUGAAAGAUAAAUCUCCAGUUGUAGGAUUAUACACAGAGGGUUUAGAGGUUCUCCCAAAGGGACAAAACAAAGGACCAUUUAGGGGGCUAGAUGGAACCUUUUUGUGGAACCACAGAGUGUGUCUUUCAGUGUUAAAUCAGUGUUCUUGUUCCACAAAUGGAAAUGUAUUCUAAUUUAAAGAUAUAUAAAACACAUUAUCUAAUCUCUAAUAUAAAGAUUUAAACACAGCAAUGUUUGUUAAAAUUAGCUUUUGUAAUUUUGUACUGUAAUGGCUUUUACAGUGAGAAAUAACUAUUUGUGUACUUUUUGUCAUUUAUCUUAGCCCAUUCCAUAAUAUCAUGUUGUAUUAACAGUGAACUGACAUAGGACAUUCUUUUUAUGGUGUACAAUAAAUGUGAAAAUGAUAAUAAAUGUGAAAAUACUAAUAAAUUGUAACUGGAUAGAGAACCUUGUUACAUUAUGGAAAGUUCAACCACAUUAAGACCUUGUCAUAAGAAUAAAAAAAGUAUGCCUA